Molecule: messenger RNA, 4828 nt
Organism: Leptidea sinapis
Lineage: Eukaryota; Metazoa; Arthropoda; Insecta; Lepidoptera; Pieridae
Exons: 8
Coding region: 88-921 (277 amino acids)
Biological process (GO): carbohydrate metabolic process
Molecular function (GO): isomerase activity; carbohydrate binding
Source: RefSeq, a predicted model, not a curated record
UCUGGCACAUCACUACGCUUUUGCAAACCACUAGAGAUUGUCAUUUUGUUUGUCAGAUAUUUAGUUGGCUUCGCUGUCAAUCGGAAAAUGGCAGCGACGAGUGUUGUCGUUCUCGACAGAGGAAAUAAUACAACUUGUACCGUAAAUCUUUUCGGUUGUACAGUUGUAUCAUGGAGGGUAAAUAAUCAAGAACAAUUAUUUGUAAGUAAACAAGCUAUAUUCGAUGGAAAGAGGCCUAUUCGAGGAGGGGUGCCCUUUGUGUUCCCUCAGUUCGGGGACUGGGCAUUCGGUCCGAUGCACGGGUUCGCGAGGAUCGCUCGCUGGCACGUCGAGAAAAUGCCGGAGCGACUGCCCAGUGGCGACGUGGAGGCCAUAUUCAGCCUGAUGGAUGACGACUUCACUAGGUCCAUGUGGCACUUUCAGUUCCGGCUGACGUACCGACUGAUCCUGCGCGAGAAGGAGCUCCACUUCAACAUCGGCGUGUACAACCCCAGCAAGGAGCUCACGUUCAGUUGCCAGCUCCUGCUGCACACCUACUUCAAGGUGCCCGAUGUGCGUCGCUGCCAGAUAACCGGUCUUCACGGCUGUAUGUUUAUUGAUAAGACGCGAGAGGGCGUGAUGUACCAAGACACUCGCGAGGUGGUGACCAUCAACGAGUGCACGUCCAGGAUCUACCAGAACACGAUGCAGGAGCACAUCAUCACCAACGUGGUGAGUGGCAGGAAGAUGCGGAUACAGAAAUAUAACUUCCCCGAUACAGUGAUCUGGAACCCAUGGGCCGAGUUAGCGAAAGAGAUCCCGGAUCUAGGAGACGACGAGUUCCCGAACAUGGUGUGCGUAGAAGCGGGACGUAUCGCGACACCCAUCGUACUCCUGCCGGGCACCGCGUUCGAGGCCAGCCAAAUAUUGCAGGUUAUGUAAGCAGUGCAAGAGGCGCCCUCCGUCCAAUGAAGCGAUGUCAAUUCGACGUAAAUGUUCGACAAUAUUACUUAUACCGGCUUUCUAUACAAAUAUUAUACAAUUAGAUUAAGGAUUGGUCUCCGCUGCGCUCCAACUAGAUACUGCACUAUCUAAGAACAAUACCUUUUUUAUUACGGCAACUAUGAGAUGAUUGUGUGCGCGGCAUCUUGACACUCGAUGGCAUCUUUCAAAUUUUGUAACAUACGCUUCGUGUUAUUUUACAUUGAAAUUAAUAAAAUGAAAAAUACUUACUGAUGAUAUGAGGUGAUCCCAGUGUCUUUCUUAUUUCUUGUAGUAUUAAUUAUUAGCAAAGUUUAUCAGAAUAUGUAGCAAGUCAUCGUGACACAUUGUUCGAGACUGGCUCGAGUAUGCCCACUUUGGCGAAGUAAUAGUGGCUGCAAUUUGCGACUACGCCUGCGGUAUCUAGUUGGAGCGCAGCGAAGACCAAUCCCUAAUCUAAGAUUAUACAAUAUUUUAUUGUAGUACGAAGGACUAUCACAUUUCAUUACAAGUUAAUGCUGAUUAUUGUCAAUAUUAUUUUGUAAAAUGUAACCUAAAAUUAGUGUUUCCUCAAUAAAUCAUAUCAAAGCCUUGAAAACUAUCGUUACGGAAAUUACUAUAAGAACAUAUACUUCUUUGCUAAUUUUUAAUUAGAUUUUAGUCCUUCGUCCAUUAGUCUUAUCAAUACACAAAACUAUAUAUAUAUAAUGUGCAUUUAUAUUCAUAAUAAAUAACAAGCUUCCUAUUACUAGAAAUAUCAUUUGUUCAUAAUAAUAUCGUAACUAAUAGGUAUAUUUAGCCACUGAACUGUAUAAAUACCACCGGACAGGCUGUUCCAUAUCAUUGACAGCAAUUGUUUUGUUUCUAUUUGAAGCGCCACUCGCGACCGUCCAGAGAACUAAUUUUAAUAAUAAUAAUUUUUUAUUUGCGAAAAACUGCCACCAAAUUUUUUACAAGUACAAUAGAUAUGAACAAUUAACAUUAUAUAAAGAAAAGAAAAAAUAACAAUACAAAUGUUAAAAAAUAAUAAAGAAAGAGAUAUUAAUGCUUUAAAACAUGGAAGGAUCAUUUAAUAACUAGAAUGAUAACAAACGAGGCAGCAGCGCGAUUCGCAAAAAGGAAAGUUCUCAGCAAACGUUAGGACGUAUUUUCCUAACACACACUAAUUUUGACGUAUAAUACAAAUGGCUGCGAAGGAACGCACAAUUAUACUCUGAAGUAUUUUUGCAUUUCGUAUUAAUUUCGUUCGUUUUCCGUAUUAUUUAUACUUCAAGAAUCAACGUAAUAAAGUACACAAAUUUUUUUUUGGAAAUAGUUUCCCACCAUAUAUCGCUGUUUUCCUGAGGUUGCCGUCACUAGUUUUAGUACCGCAGACACUCGCUACAAAGAAACAGCGCCAAAAUGGCGAAUAUCAAACAGGCACAAAAGCAAUUUGACAGCUGCCAGUCCAGUGGUACAUAGUAGAUGUCAGUGAUAUUAGCUAACGUAAGCACAAACUAUUAUCUUUAUAAUAUCGCCUUAGGCAUUAGUGGAAUCUCAAGAUUGUCGAACUAACAGUACUUAAAGCAGUGUAAAACUUUUAAUACAUUUCUAUUAUUUUUUAGAAUUUUUCUGUUACAAUUUUACCUAACAUUCCAUUUACAAAUUCAUUCGAAAUUCAAUACGAUUCCAUGUUAUUUGUUUAGGAUUUUUUUUAAACUUAUGUAUGGUCUUAGGGUGAAGGAUAUUCCCAAUAUUCAUUUUAUCUCCAGUUGUGGCCUACAUGAAAAAAAAUCGUAACUAUCGUCGACUUUUCUGUCCCAAUAAACUUAUCGACGGUAACUCACCUUAUCCGUACACGCUGUCUGUCAAUGGGACGACGUAUAGUUUACCAGCGAUAGAAGUUUAUAUGGAAAUUGCAAUUGACGCGUAUAUAUAACGCGAUAAGAAAGACUUAUCGUGUAUAUUGGGACAGCUUCAGAUUAUUGACAGCUCAUUACCGACAUUAGAAGGUAGUAAUUUAUCUCUAUCUGUAGAUAGUAUAUUGGGAACGGCCUUUAGGCAUUAGUGGAAUCUCAAGUUUGUCGAACUAACAGUACUUUAUGCAGUGUAAAACUUUUAAUAGAAAUUUUGCCUAACAUUCCAUUUACAAAUUCAAUUACGAUUCCAUGUCAUUUGUUUAGGAUGUCUUUUUUAACAACUUGUUUAUGGCCCUAGGAUGAAGCUUUUUUGAGCCUUGAUGAGGUGUAAAUCUUUAGAGUUGCCAGUAUAACUUCUAGAAACUCCCGAAAUAGCAUCAUAUAUUGACAUAGUCAGCAAAUUGUUAGUGGAUUAUUAAUUUAUCUUGCCUAUUAUAAAAUACUCUUUAAAACUAUUAUUAUGAAAAAUUAAGUGCUUCCUUUUUAUUCUUGUUCUAUUUACACUAGUGAUGUCGUUAAAACUAAUUUGUUUAGUUUUUAUAUCUUGUUUUUCAAAUAUGAUUAAUUUCUUAUAAAUUACAAUAAUGUAUAUGAAUUCUCCAGUUGACAUGUUAAAAUGUUCCGACGUCGACUUGGCUUUUAUUUACUUGGAAAUGGUUGUGUAUAUAUUGUUUGUACAUGUGACUCUGUUGCACGUGAUGUACAUUUUUAUAAUAUACUUUUUGUUCGGACACUUUUGGAGGCUUUUAAAGUAUACGAUAUAAUUAUAAGAAUAUGUACUUAGCAUAAAGUUCCUCAAACUUUCAAUAUGACACUAAUAUAAUAAUUAUUCUACGGAUAUAUUGCAAUGUUGAAACGUAUACAUCAAACCAGUUGAAUGCAAUAAUUAAUAUCUGUUAAAUUUAAUAUUUUUUGAUAAUUAAAUAAGUACUAUUAUUUAAUAUUAUAAUUCACUCUCUUUUUUCUAAGGAAAUUUUAGUGUUUUUCGCAAUAAACUAGAUUUCUUUUGGGGUUCAUUUUGCAUUCUUUAGAAACAAACUUGUUGAGUGUCAUAUACUUGCUGACCCGACAGACGUUGGUCUGUACGUAUUAAAUUACUAUUUUUUACAAAUAUGUCUAUAAUAUUUCAUAACAUAAAGAAUUAUUUCGUAAAAUAUGCUACCUGUUGUUGGUCAAACCAUGCUUCAAUAAAUUCUCUCAUAGAAAAUAUGUCCAUAAAAAUAAUUAUGGGUCCCAAAUAGAAAUAAAAACUAUUCUAUCUCUAAAGAUAGACUAUACUACACUCCAUCAAGUAAUCCCCAUUAAAAUACGGUCAUUGGUUCCCGAGUCUGUUCCGUCCUGAUCCAUUCAUGACUUCACAGGAAACAAACCUCAGGACACUGGAGUUAUAUAAUUAAGAAGAUUAAUUUCUUUUAAUUCUAUAUUUUAUACAUAUUACAAUGAUUUGUAUCUUUUGUGCAAUUGAAUAUUGGUAACAUAAUAAUAUUGGUCAUCUGACAACUGUGUUUGAUGUGUAACAACAUUGUAUUUAAAAAUACUGUAUAUUAUGUGACUCUCUUAUAAGCUCUCUCAUUUAUAGGUUAUACACGUGCUAACGAUACAUGCUUGAUGGUAAUAAGUACAGCUUCUUCAACAAACUAUUUGAUAAUAGGUUUAUGGUUUAGAAUAGUUAAGCUUAUUUUAAUUUUCCAAGUAUUUAUCUUAAAUAUAAAGAAGAGAACAAAGCAAUUCAUUAUAAAACUAGAGGGUUGUUGUUCCAUAAUAAUUGAAUUUAACUGAACUUGCCUAGUUGCCAGAGAUUAUCAUCAGCCAUGUGUUCGGUGGAGCAUGUGUAUACAAUAGGUAGUUAUUUUUUACAAUUUACAAGAGUGAUGUCGGGUGUUUGUUGUAUGUAAAUUUGGUAAUAAUGGGGUCUGAUAAUCAAAAGCAACGAAGUGUACUUCCACAGGUGCAAUAAAGUAAUUACAUUA